AUGAAACGAUACCUUCCGCUAGCUGCUCUGCUGGCUUGUGUCCGUAUUAGUGCAUCGGGAGCUAGGUGUCCUUACAAGGAAUGCGUGUGUGACAGUAUAAGUAUAGUCUGCCAGAAUAGGAAUUUAACGCGGAUCCCGGCGUUAAUCUCUGAGAAAGCUGACGAAGCCUUUCUGCUCAUGGAU
Molecule: messenger RNA, 183 nt
Organism: Candidula unifasciata
Lineage: Eukaryota; Metazoa; Mollusca; Gastropoda; Stylommatophora; Geomitridae
Source: the annotation of a GenBank genome assembly